AUGUCGAGUUUAGAUGCUUAUAGGAGAUCUGAGGAAGGGGAGUGCGCCUGUACAUUACCAAGCCUUUGGGACGGACAAUGGUGGGACAGCAGCUCUGGGGAGGUAACCUUUACCCAUUCCACUCAAUUGUUGACGGGGUGGCGGAUCCAGGCUUACACAUCAGUCAUCACGUCCUGGACAUGUGUCAAUCAAAAUUCUAGCUCAUUCCUUCUGUUCAGGGGUAACCAAUACCUAGAUCUGUUCAGUUCAGAUGUUGUUGCAUUCCGAUGUGUUCGAUACGUCAGGAUAACAGAUUACUCUUACUAUUACUAUAUUUUUGGAGAUGAACAACUCGAAUCAAAUAAGCAGAGGUAUGAGGGGAAAAUUCUAAGUACGUCUCCCUCGGAAGAUUUGUCUGCCCGCUGUCAGCCACCUAAUGGUCCUUCCGGUGAAGAAUACCAUGUCCUAGUCAAGAAAGGUUUUGAGAGAAGUGUGAAGCAGUGGUGCCCAGUUCCUCUUCUCGGAACAUUUUCAUACAUACACGACACCGGAAGUGUUGUUAAUUGUGUUUCUGGAUCAGAAGUUAGCGCAUGCCCAGACUGGACAUAUUUGGCUUUCAAUUAUUCACAGUGUUCAACAAUUCAAGCGUUUUCGGCUGCCGGUAGAGUUCAGUGUGUGGCAACUGUACAGUAUAACAGUACUCUGUACACUACCGUGUUCAACCCUGAAACUGUGACUGAUACCACUAACUACGACAAAUUUUCAUGUCUAGCUAUCUCAAAGUCAGGAGAUACUGUGUAUAUCAGUGAUGCCAAGGGAAGCUGUGAAAACGGUCAAAGUUCACAAGUUAAAGCCACAAGAGGAAGUGGUACACUGGUGUUAACGGAGUACAGUCGAUGUUACGGGGGAUGUGAUUUCCCGGAUGCGUGGGACUCGGAAUGGUAUGAUAGCAGUCAUGGCGAUAUAAUUCUAAACAGAAAUUACAGUGCAGUAUCUGAAGGAUGGUCAAUACCUGUGUAUGAAACCAGCAUACUUUCCUGGACAUGUUUCGCUGAAAACACUUCAGCAAGUUAUUUUUUGUUCAAAGGAGACCAAAUACCUUUAUCGUCUGGAAUCCGCCAAAACGUGUUCAGAUGUGUUAGAUGGGAGAAACUAACAACAUAUUCCUACAGCUAUUAUAUACUGGCAGGUAAAAACUCAAAUGCUGCCAACAACAGAGUGAUCACAGAAACCCAAGAUGUUAGUGUGACGUCAUGGACAACCUCAGAUUAUUGUCAGGAAUCGGCCUCUCCUCCAGUAGAGGAGUUCCAUGUGAUUGUUAUGAAGGGUCGUGAAGUAAAUGCAAAGCAGUGGUGCCCUGUCCCUUUGUUGGGUAACUUCACCUACACACAUAACGACGGCAUCUCCACCACAUGUGGGUCUUUGAAUUCCGACCUAAACGUAUGCCCCUCUUGGUCCAUCAUGACAUUUAACUACACCAUGUGUAGUACAGUUCAAGGAUUCUCAGAUGAGGGAAUCUUGUACUGCUUGAAGUAUGUCCUAAAAGGAUCGACAAUUUAUCUGUCUGUCUUAAACCCUGGUGUGGUGGACAACACGGCUACACACAGAUUUACCUGUUAUGCUCUGACAGAGAGUGGGGACACCGUGUAUAUGAGUGAUAGUAAAGGGAGCUGUGAGGCGGGACAGAGUCCCACGGUAAAGGCCCCGGAUGGUAGUGGAACUCUCCAACUGGAAUCAACAGAACGAUGCUACGGUUCCUGCACAUUCCCCGUGACUUGGGAUGGUUCCUGGUAUGACAGUGGGAUGGGAGAAAUAACUUUGAGUUACGCUGUUAAGACUGUGUCAGGAUGGAGCGUCAAUAUCAAUAGUACGGAAAUGACGUCAUGGACGUGUCAAUCACAGAAUGCUUCAGAAGGAAUAAUGCUCUUCAGAGCCAAUGAUCUUCUAAAUAUCAAAGAAAAGUUGUACAAUGUCUUCCGUUGUAUAAGGACAGUUAAGCUAACAAACUACUCGUAUACGUAUUAUGUUAUGAAUGAUAUAAUGGAGGAUGCUGGUUUUGAAAGGAUACAACUGACUGAAUAUUCACCUGACGUCACGAAUUGGGAUGUGAAUUCAUUAUGCUCCCCUAUGGCUCCUGCAGAGGAUGAAGAGUACUACAUGUUGGUUAAGCAAGGGCAUGAUACAGAAGUAAAGCAAUGGUGUCCUAUUCCAUUGAGAGGGGACUUUAACUACACACAUGACACUGGCCUUGUAACAUCUUGUGGACUGUCCUCCUCUCUAACUGCGUGUCCAGACUGGGUCACGUUACAGUUUAACUACUCUCUGUGUCCAACCAUUCAGGCAUUUUCGAAAGAAGGAAUUGUUAAUUGUGUUCAUACUGUGGUACAAGGUGACACAUAUUUUACGUCUGUAUUUAAUCCGGGGCAUGUAGACGGGGUCAACUUCCGGCGAUUUACCUGCCUUGCUGUAACAGAGAUGGGUGGGAUAGUUACAGUGAGUGACAGUGCCGGAAACUGUCAAGCCAACCAAACAAGUCACUCCAAACAAGCCGACGGAAGUGGUAUACUCACACUCACAGUGAAAGAAUCAUGUUAUGGGUCUUGUACUUUACCAACUCAAUGGAUUGGUGACUGGUACGAUAGUUUCUAUGGACAGCUAACGUUUUCUGGUACCUCACUAGCAGGAUGGAAAUUAACGUCAUAUUCCUCAAUUAUCUCUUCAUGGUCCUGCGUAGCAGAAGACACAUCCAACAAUUACUUGCUCUUUCUGGGCGACCAAAGAGUUGAUUUAUUUGGUACUCAGCAAAAUAUGUUCCGGUGCAUCAAAUGGAAAAAGAUAACCGACAAUUCAUACUAUUACUACGCACGUGCAGAUGUUGAAGCAAACGCAAACAACGCCCGCGUUAAGGUGGAGUUCCAUAACCCGUCAGUGACGUCCUGGAAUGCAGCUUCUUAUUGUAACCCUUCGUCAGGACCAGGACCCGAGGAAUACCACGUUCUUCUAAAGAAAGGUUCAGAAUUGCUGACGAAGCAAUGGUGCCCUAUACCACUCCUCGGAACAUUUCGCUACAUUCAUAACGACGGGUCAACCGACGUAUGUUCUGCCGACUCCCAGAUGAAUGUGUGUCCAAGCUGGACAACGAUUUACUUCGAUUACACCAAAUGUUCAAAUACCCAAGCAUUUUCCCAGGAGGGAAUUGUAUAUUGCGUGAACACAGUCCAGAAUGGUGACGUUUAUUACACAACAUUGUACAACCCUGGAGUAGUAGACAAUAGCCUUUAUCAUAGGUUUACAUGUUACUCUCUCUCGGAAUCCAGUUCCAGUUUCUACGUAAGUGACAGUCCUGGUAUUUGUGAAGCAGGACAGGCUCCUAGCACGAAGGCAUCGGAUGGCAGCGGCUUAUUGACAUUGAAUAGAACCUAUUCAUGCCAUGUGGAGACUAAUGCAGGCAAUCAUCGGGUGCUUGUUGAAAAAUACGACCCUUCAGUUAACAGAUGGGAUCCUGCUUCUUACUGUAAUCCAACAAGUCCCCCAGGAAAGGAGGAGUACCACGUGCUUGUUAAAGCUGGGUUUACAAAUGAAGUAAAGCAAUGGUGUCCUGUCCCGCUAUUGGGAAAGUUUACCUACCAACACAACGACGGAUCCAGUGUUACGUGUUCCUCUUCUUCUGACGUCAGAGUUUGUCCUGAUUGGACAACGAUGACGUUCAAUUACAGCUUAUGUAGCACAGUCCAAUCAUUUUCCCAGGAAGGAAAUGUCCAUUGCAUACAUUCAAUAACAUCCGGCUCUACAUAUUACGUAACUGUUUUUAACCCUGGAUUUGUGGAUGGUACACAAUAUCACAGAUUUUCCUGCUACGCUUUGGCAUCGAGCGGUUCUGUACUCCACAUGAGCGACAGCGCUGGAAGUUGUGAGAUGGGACAGUCACCGACCGUUAAGCAAUCUGAUGGCAGUGGCACCCUCACCUUAACAUCAUAUGGUAGGAGAAUUACAUCUACCUAUAAUGUAAUACCCAGUAUGCCAGAACAUAAAUGA
This is a messenger RNA of Saccostrea echinata, 4014 nucleotides long. RefSeq lists its product as uncharacterized. Bases 1 to 4014 code for a protein of 1337 amino acids. NCBI's taxonomy places the organism in Eukaryota, Metazoa, Mollusca, Bivalvia, Ostreida, Ostreidae. The record is from RefSeq and is a predicted model, not a curated record. The transcript is spliced from 33 exons.